Molecule: messenger RNA, 764 nt
Organism: Nerophis ophidion (straightnose pipefish)
Lineage: Eukaryota; Metazoa; Chordata; Actinopteri; Syngnathiformes; Syngnathidae
Gene: spaca4l
Product: sperm acrosome associated 4 like
Exons: 3
Coding region: 1-387 (128 amino acids)
Cellular component (GO): membrane
Molecular function (GO): transmembrane receptor protein serine/threonine kinase activity
Source: RefSeq, a predicted model, not a curated record
AUGGUGGGAGAGGAUGCCGGAAAGAUCUGGCAGGCCCAAACGCAUUGCCGAGCUCUGCAGUGCUAUGAAUGCAAAGUGGGCCUUUGGAACUUGUGCAUAACCAAAAAAGUGACGUGUGCCGAAGGGGAGCAUUGCUUCAGCGGAAUCGGGAAGGCCGCUGGCUUUGUGACCAUCUCCAUGAAGGGUUGCCUGGCAGUGGCCAAGUGCAACAAGACUGAAGAGGUCAACUUCCCCACCGAUUCCAACACCACUCUUUACAAGAUGAUGAGGACGUGCUGCGACAGCCAUGACCUGUGCAACGCUGCACCAGGCCUGCCCGGCGCCUCGGGCCUGUCUUUGGCCCUCGCCACCAUCACCGCUGUGCUGAUGGCCAACGUGCUGGUGUGACACCCUUGCCACUAAAUAUCGCCGUGGCUACAAAGCCAGCUUUUAUUUGUAUUCAAUGAUAUAACAAGUUUUUUCUUACAUUUAUGCCUAAAUUGUCUACCCUUUCUCUGACUGACGUGUAAAACUCUUAAAUGGCUUUACGUUGCUCAUAAAAUUGACAAUGUGUGAAUUUCCUGUUGCUGUACGACUUCUUAAAACUGCAUCACUGCAAAUGUUGAAUUGCACACCCUAAAUUAUAAAGAUCUUGGAUUUUUAAGAGGGAUCACUCUCACUUUCUAUUGCUCACAAACUGGAGAUGAUACAGCUUUUCUGAUUGUGGAAAUGUAAUGAAACCAACAUGUGGUUUGCAUGUAUGAAAUAAAGGCUUCAAACCAGUG